AGUCCGUAAAACCGCGCCAGCAUGUUUCAACCGCUCAACCAUCGUACCUCACAAUGGUAAACCAGGUCACCAUACUCCGAUUCAAGAUCACUCAACGGAUUUUUUAAAAUGUUAUAAUUAUGGGAAAACGACUUCUAGAGCUUUUUUAAAUUCAAAUAAAUGUAUUCAUGAAUUGUCUCGGGGCCUAACCAAACAGCCUCGUAGGCCGUAUACGGCCCGGAGACAGGAUGUCCCCCACCCCUGCUUUAAGACAGAAAGGUUAGUCAAUAUGAAACAUAUUUCAAAAACUUUGAAAGUUUCUUCAAGUGCUGUCGUAAAAACCAUCAAGUGUUAUGAUGAAACUGGCUCUCACGAGUAACGCCAGAGAAAAGGAAGACCCAGAGUUAAUUCUGCUGUUACCCGCCUCAGAAAUUGCAGCCCAAAUAAAUGCUUCGGAGAGUUCAAGUAACAGACACAUCUCAACAUCAACUGUUCAGAGGAAACUGCGUGGAUCAGGCCUUCGUGAUUGAAUUUCUGCAAAGAAACCACUAUUAAAGGACACCAAUAAUAAGAGACUUGCUUGGGCCAAGAAACAACAGCAAUGGACAUUAGAUUGGUGAAAAUCUGUCCUUUGGUCCAGUGGCGGUUCUAGACCAUUUGUGUUAUUUCAUCGUUUUGAUGUCUUCAAUAUUAUUCUACAAUGUAGAAAAUAGUACAAAUAAAGAAAAACCCUGGAAUGAGUAGGUGUGUCAACUUUUGACUGGUACUGUAUGCAGACUGUUAAACAACAGUACACAGCAUCCUCGAUCGCUUCCCAUGCCUUCAGAUGAAACCCAAUUGGUAUUCUUGGACUGUUUUACUGUACGUUCGACCUAGCAUACCAGUUCAACAGUACGCUAUGCUAUGUGGGUCUAAGAGAAGCUCACUCCUAUUACGCUGGUCAGGAAAGUAGGAGAGUUCUUGAAUGGUAAACAAGCCGAGCAAAGAGAGGGGGCUGAAAUGUGGGCGUCCAGUUGACAGUACACUGCUCUGUCUUUUCAAGACUACUCGAUGAGGAACUCUGUUCUUUCAUUUGAAUCGGGCCUCAAGUUAAUGUUCUCGACUAGGGGCAAGCACAAUGUGUGACGUAUGCUCGAAUGAAGUUCAAAUUAGAACGGGUUUAUUACUGUCUGGAUGACCAAGCAUGCAACUAAAGAAAGAGUCAACUUCGAGCAUAGGGUGACGAAUAAUGCAUAUAUUUUAGAUGCAGCAGCAUUUCGCGAUAUAGACAAGACACCUGUUUAUUGUGAGAACACUCGCUUUAGUUGUGUUUCGACUCUAUCGCUGGGGAACUGUCUUGUCACGCUGAGAACGACAUUUUAUUUUAUUUCUGGGUUUCGAUAUUAACGUGCAUGCACACUGGUGCAAACAUGGAGAAUGAUUGCGAUAUUAACGAUCAAAAGCAAGACGUCAAGAAGACCGGGUGUUGUUUUGAAAGGACAUGUUCGGCAUUAACUGUGGAUGAUGUAUACGAAAUGGCUAAAUUGAUUGGCUCAGAAGUGGAAAAACUUAUUGACAGCUACGGUAAAGAGAGCGCCACAGUACUGCUGCCUAAAAUAGUCAAAGUUCUAGAGCUUUUGGAGAGCUUUGCCUCGCGGAACAAUGCACACAAGUCAAAAGAAGAAGAAUUACUCAAAGCAUUUGAAACUCUACAUGUACAGAAACAGAAGAAGACGAGAUCUGUGAAAGAAUACGACGAAAGCAGAAAGAUUGAAAUACAGCGGGAGGUGCAGCAGCAGGAGGAGGCAGAGAAGCAGAGGAGCAGGUGCGAGGAGCUGCAGGCCCAGGUGUUACAUCUACAGACUGAGAUUCAGGAGUUACAGAGCUGCCUGAGGGGCAACCAUGCCCAGGAAGACCGUGUACAACGGCAGGAGCGGGAGGUGAUGCUUAAACUGAAGGAAGUGGUUGAUAAGCAGAGAGAUGAGCUGAGGGCCAAAGUACAGCAGAUAGCCAGCAUGUCUAAAGAGGUGGAGGCGCUGCAGGAGCAGUUGGAGCGCUUCAUGAAGAUGAAUGGGGAGCUGAGACACAAGCAGAGCAUCGCCACGGCCCAGGUGAAGACUGCUGUGGAGAGGAAGGCUGACAUGGAGGUAGACCUCAGAGAGAAACAGAAAGAGAUAGAAUGCCUCACCACCCAGCUGGAAAAGGCCAACGCUGCUGUGGGCACGGCCAGUCCAUGUAGGACAGAGUGGGACCUGACAGGCAAGCUGGUGAUAGACCUUAAGGACCCCAACAGACCCUGUUUCACCAAGCAGGAGGUCAGAGAGAUGCUGACAGAGAGGAACGAGCUCAAAGCCAACCUGUUCCUGGUGCAGGAGGAACUCUCCUACUACCAGAGGGAGAUCCUGAAUGAUGAGCGGUGUCCAGGAUUCUUGCUGGAGGCAGUACGUUCUGCCAUAAAGAAACAGAAAACUGUCAUCAAGGCCAAGAUGCUGGGCAUGCCAGAAGACAAAUGCAGCAGUGAUGAGGAGAAAGGCCCCCUGUUUAAGAGGAGAGCAGAGACAGAAACCGAGACAGACAGCACACACAGCAAACCACAUGAGUCUCGCAUCAGGAACCUCUUUGGCUUCCUGACUCGCUCCGGCAGCAACCACAGCAGCCGUAGUCCCAGUGAAAACAAGGCUGCUUCUUCCUGGGAAAUCAUCGACGACACCAAGACCACCACGGAGACAGAAACCAGACGAUCAUCAUGACAACCCUCAACACCCGUCCAACUACACUUGUCCUCCAUUCUGUUCAGUUUUCACUGAAUGUUUUAUACUGGUUAGGUCUCCAUAGCAGCCCUAAGAAAGGAAGAGCAUUCUCUCAUGCCUUCCCUCUUUCUUUUUUACUACCUCCUCGUCCUUGCUCUAUAUACCUUUCUCUCCCUCUGUUUCUCUCAGUAAGAGGUUCAGAAUGGUGAAAUGGCCAACUGUACACUUUGCAUUGACAAUAACCAUGCAGGACAUUAUUAACAGGAAAAUCUCUGUUGAAUCUCUGAAGCAAAUUUGUAUUGCAAUAUUUUAAUAAAGAUUUGAAGAUGUAUUUUGACCACAGAAAUCAUUAGUAAUCGCAGGAACAUAUUUGUGCCAGAAGAGGGCAUCCUAACUAUUAACAACCAUGGUGGACUUCCAUGUGUUUAACAUUUUACCUAGUGUGUGUUUUUGUUGCCAUGCCUUGUGGUUGCUGUAAUUGUAAGUCUCUGUCAUGGACAUGGUGUGAGGGAACGUUUUGCAGUAAAGUACACUGUGUGUUGAUUCUGACCCUGAAUGUAUUGCCUCAUAGUAACAGUCAUUUAUUGAUUAGACUUUAUAUUCUUAACCAUCAGCUCAUCUCACAUAUUUGAUAGUCUUAUUAUGAGUUCAAUCAUGUCUUCCCCAGGACCAUGAAUUGGGUAUUGGGGUUGAUUGUUAUGUGUCUGCCAAGUGUGUGUGCCUGUCUGUCCUGUGUGAGUGCCUGCCUGUCUGUCUGUGUGUGUUCACUGGGGCACCAGCACCUGUACGUUGGUUACUGUACAUACAGAGGAAGUGUGUGUUUCCUUGAAAGGAAAUGGUGUGUGUGCUCUCACGCUCCUUCCAUCUCACCAUGAUGUUAAACACACACAACAAUGGCUGCCGUUGCCCCCUACCAUAUCUUAUCGGUACUCAGACUGAUGUAGUUUUCUGACAUUCUAAAUGAAUGCUGCUGGUGAUAGUGUGGAAUGAUGUAUUUUCCUGCAACACUGAAUGUACAUUUCAUUUUUGUAAACAUGACUGUUUUUAAAUGGAGAAGCUUUUGUGCUACAAAAACUAAAUAAAUAUCUGACAUUCAAUCUGAA
Molecule: messenger RNA, 3811 nt
Organism: Oncorhynchus keta (chum salmon)
Lineage: Eukaryota; Metazoa; Chordata; Actinopteri; Salmoniformes; Salmonidae
Product: RILP-like protein 1
Exons: 8
Coding region: 1371-2708 (445 amino acids)
Biological process (GO): cilium assembly
Cellular component (GO): ciliary basal body; cytoplasm
Molecular function (GO): protein dimerization activity
Source: RefSeq, a predicted model, not a curated record